AUGGGCGAUGAUGGUGCCAAGGGACUGGAGUUUGUGUAUGGAUUUGGAAUGGUUUACGAGAGGAGUCGGGCGACUAGAUUCUGCGGAGCUUUCCGUAUUGGCGGCGCCGAUACGGCAGAAGCCGGUCAACCUCCGUCCAUCGUGGCCUCGUCAUCAGAUAAACCGGCCCCGCUGCCGGCCGACGUGCCCCCUGUCGAGGGCCAGAGGGAGCAACUUGGCCACCAGCUCGAGCUGGAGGAGCACAAGGCGCUGGAGAUGAGCGUUGUCGAGAUGGCCUUGAGCACAGUCGAGGGGGUGCCCAAUCUCUACGUCGGAGGACUAUGGGCCCUCCGCCGCUCCCAGUCCCUCCUGGACCGCAAAAUCACACACGUCCUCUCCCUCGUCUCCUUCAACCCAGGUAGUCUCAAAAACUUCAAGGACGAGCCCUUCUCCGAGUACGGCAAGCCCUUCAGGCACCUCCUCAUCGACAUUGACGACGUUGAGGAUGAGGAUCUCCUCAUCGAGCUGCCCAAGGCCGUCAAGUUCAUCGACGAAGGCCUCCGCAGCGAGAGAAGCCGGCGCCAAAAGUCCACCACCACCAGCGACGAUGUCGCCGCAGCAGAGAAGGCGGUUGAGCGCAUCAGCCUAGACUCCAAGGAAUCAGUCUCAUCAGCAUCAGAUUCAGCACCAGCUUCCUCAGACCAGCCUCCUCCGCAGAGCCAUCCCAGACGAGGAGCCGUCUUCGUCCAUUGCGCUGCCGGAAAGUCCCGCUCCAUCUCCGCCCUCAUCGCCUACCUCCUCUGGCGCUACCCGGACCGCUUCACCGGUCCCGCCGGCGCGCAGCUGGCUUCGACCCUUGAAGGCCCCGAAGCCGAUGAGUCCGUCGCCGAGCCUGUCCGUGCGGCGCUCGCACUCAUCAAGCAGACGAGGCCCCUUGCGGAGCCCAACCCGGGCUUCAUGGAACAGCUCGACCUCUGGUGGCAGAUGGGCUGUCCCGCCGACGGCGACAUAGAGACCCAGCCCAUCUACCAGCGUUGGCUGUACCAGCGCGCCGCCAGAGAGAGCAUCGCCGUAGGACAGGCCCCCUCACAGCUCUGGUUCGAAGACGAGCAGACCGAAAAGCCGUCAGACUCGUCGUCGUCGUCUUCGGCCCCCACGCCGGACAGGAAGCUCCGCUGCAAAAAGUGCCGCCGCAUCCUCGCCACGGCGCCCUUCAUCGUGCCGCACAAGCCCCGCGAAGACGAUGCCUCAGCCGCAGCGGCGCCCUCCUCCUCCUGCCAGCACUUCUUCAUCGAGCCCCUCAGCUGGAUGCGCGCCGAGCUGGAAAAGGGCGAGCUGAGCGGCCGGCUGUCGUGCCCGAACCCAAAAUGCGGCGCCGGCGUGGGGCGGUACGACUGGAAGGGCUUUCCGUGCUCGUGCGGCUCGCGCGAGGACCCGGCCUUUUCGCUGCAGAAGGCGAGGGUCGACGAGGAGCUGUCCAGGGCCCCUCUGCGGAUGCCUCCUGGCCGAGGCGGCAACGGGAAUUUGUGA
Messenger RNA from Trichoderma harzianum CBS 226.95, 1509 nucleotides. RefSeq lists its product as hypothetical. The record is from RefSeq and is a predicted model, not a curated record. Gene Ontology annotation, cellular component: nucleus. Bases 1 to 1509 code for a protein of 502 amino acids. NCBI's taxonomy places the organism in Eukaryota, Fungi, Ascomycota, Sordariomycetes, Hypocreales, Hypocreaceae. The transcript is spliced from 3 exons. Gene Ontology annotation, biological process: protein dephosphorylation. Gene Ontology annotation, molecular function: protein tyrosine/serine/threonine phosphatase activity.